AUGGAAAUUUUGGCGAUGAAGAACAAUUUCGAUUACACUGUUAUCAAAUCCACGAGAAAAUGGUGGUAUUGCCGAUGUAAGGAUGCAUUAUGCAAUUGGAGUGUGCGUGCAGAAGGUAUGGACGGGUCUGCAUAUUUCAUGAUCAACCAGUGUGAGGAACGACAUUCAUGUGCACCUUCAAAGAAAAGCAAUUUCGGAAAAACAGCAUCGGCAAGAACAAUUGGGAGACUAAUACAACAUCGAUACGGUGAUGCCAACGAUGGCCCAAAACCAAAUGACAUCAUUGACUUUAUGAGAUUGGACCAUAGUUGUGAGAUUACUUAUGGGCACACUUGGGAAGCUCGGGAGUUUGCUAUUGCAGCUGCUAGAGGUAUACCAGAUCGCAGUUAUGCUAAAAUACCAUCGUAUUUGCAUAUGCUUAAAGAAGCUAAUCCUGGUACGCAUACUCACUGUGAAAUUAAUGACAAGGGGAGAUUCAUGUAUCUAUUUAUGGCAUUUGGGCAAUCAGUUAGAGGAUACUACAAUGCAAGCGAAGGAGGAGUUCUACUUGUUGCUACUGCUGUAGAUGGUAACUCUAACUUGUAUCCGAUUGCAUUUGGAGUUGUUGAUUCAGAGAAUGACGAUUCAUGGGGUUGGUUCUUCAGACAGUUGAAAGUGGUUAUUGAUGACUGUCAAUACUUGGCUUUUGUCUCAGAUAGAAAUUCAUCUAUUGCUAAAGCGAUUGGGACUGUCUACCCGCAAUCAGCACAUGGAAUAUGCAUUCAUCACUUGUUGACCAAUGUGGUUGCAUUUUUUAAGACAAAAGGGUUCACCGCCUUGGUUGAAAAGGCUUCACGGGCAUAUAGGUUCACUGAAUUUGAGGAACAUAUCACCCAAAUCUUUGAUAUGAGUCCUGAGCUUGGAAGAUAUCUACAGGAGGCUGAUGUGCGCAAAUGGGCUCGUUCUCUGUUCCCUGGAUCCAUGUACGACAUUAGGACCACAAACCCUGCAGAGUCAAUAAAUUCAGUCUUGAGAGUACCUAGAGAAUAUCCGGUUAUUCAUUUGCUAGAUAGUAUAAGAGAACUGUUCACUCAAUGGUUCUAUGAGUGUCGCCUGGUAAGCUCUAAGCAUCUUGAUCCUUUAACCGCUGAGGUGGAGAAAAAGAUAGAUAGGAGAAUUGUGAAGGCAAAAGGGUUUAACGUUUACAAGACUGACAACGUCAAAUCGGUGGUGAAAAGAGACAUAUAUGAUUGUCAUGUUGAUUUGGAAAGAAGAACAUGCACAUGUGGGAAGUACGAUAUAGGAAAAAUUCCUUGCCGACACGCCAUUCCAGCAAUUUAUUCACGAGGUUUGGAAGUACACAGAUUUACCGACGCCUUCUACAGCACUACAGCGUGGAGAACCACCUAUGAGGAAAGCAUUAAUCCAAUAGCAGUUCCAUAG
This is a messenger RNA of Raphanus sativus (radish), 1422 nucleotides long. RefSeq lists its product as uncharacterized. Bases 1 to 1422 code for a protein of 473 amino acids. NCBI's taxonomy places the organism in Eukaryota, Viridiplantae, Streptophyta, Magnoliopsida, Brassicales, Brassicaceae. Gene Ontology annotation, molecular function: zinc ion binding. The transcript has 3 exons. The record is from RefSeq and is a predicted model, not a curated record.